Messenger RNA from Spodoptera litura, 3073 nucleotides. Its product is annotated as Quiescin sulfhydryl oxidase 1. The record is from RefSeq and is a predicted model, not a curated record. Lineage: Eukaryota; Metazoa; Arthropoda; Insecta; Lepidoptera; Noctuidae. Gene Ontology annotation, cellular component: Golgi membrane. Gene Ontology annotation, molecular function: flavin-dependent sulfhydryl oxidase activity; protein disulfide isomerase activity. Gene Ontology annotation, biological process: protein folding.
UGACACUAACUCUGACAGUUGAGUUUUGUUCGGACGGUUCGUAGGUCGUUAGUUUUUGUCUUUUAACUCUUUUCGUUGAAUAGAAACAACGCGAGGAAUCGUGUAGAAGAAAUGACGUAUUCAAGUUGUAGCGUUUGAAUUAUCAUGAUAAGUUGGUGUUACAAUAGUUUUCUUUAGUUUGAACUCCGGAGUCGCCGGCGAAAGCCGUGUUUCGAUUACUACCUGCAAACUAAAUAAUUGUAACGUGACGUGCUUUGCUCCUCGUUAUUGAGAGCAUUCAAAAUGAACCUGGGCUAUGCAGUAGUUCUAUUCAAUGCUAUAUUCAUUGCAUUAGUGAAUAGUGCAGUUAUUGUGGAAGAUGGUGAUGUAGAUCAACAAGGACUUUAUAGUAAGUCUGAUCAUGUUGACAUAUUAACGAAUCGUAAUUUUGCAAGGAAAAUUUAUGGGCAGAAUCAUGCAAUUGUGGCUCAAUUUUACAAUAGCUACUGUGGACACUGUCGAGCAUUUGCUCCCAGAUUUAAAACCAUGGCAUCUGAAAUGAUGAAUUGGAGAAAUAUUAUAAAGUUAGCUGUUAUUGACUGUUCUGUGGAAGAAAACAAUGAAAUUUGUAGACAGUUUGAAGUAAUGGCUUAUCCAUCAUUACGCUAUUUGCAUGAGAAUUAUGUCAAAGGAAAUGGUAAUGUUGGUGAUAAGAUACAAUUAACUGACACACUUGAAAAACUCAAAGCUCAAAUAAUCACAAAAAUGCAAAAUGAUCAAACCAUUGGAAACUUAAAAUUUGCACCUUCCUUUGUUAUUGAAUCCUUCAAAGAUUAUGCAUCUGCUGUUAAGAAUGUGCCUGCCAAUAUUCAAUAUACAUUUCUUGUAUUGGAAAAUGAUAAUUCUACAUUAGGGUCUGAACUAGCUUUAGACCUAAAUGAUUACCCUAAUGUUAAAGUAAAAAGAGUGAAUGAAGCUAGUGAAAUUGCAGAGCUGGCAAACAUUAAACAGUUUCCUGGACUUAUAGCUAUUAGCUCUACUUUAGAGUCUACUACUCUUGUGCCCAAAGACUACAGUAAGUUGGGAUUACUGAAAGCAAUUAAUUCUUUCUUAAAAUCUAAAAACUAUGCUUUCCCUGUGCGUGAUCAUGAUAGUCAAGAAAUACCCACUAAUGACCACUCCAAUGAAAAACCUGUGACUAUUAAUACUGAUCUUGUAUAUUAUAGUGACUUGGAGAAAACUAUUAAAACAAGUUUACAUACUGAAAUCACAAGAUUUAAGACCUUGACUGGCGAGGCUCUGCAAGCACUCUUAGACUAUCUAGAUGUAAUCAUGGUCUCAUUUCCUUUUAGAGCGAAUCUUAAAGAGUAUAUCACAGAAUUGCGUACUACUCUCGCAUCAAAGAAUAGUUGGGAAGGUGGCGAAGUGUAUGAAGUAGUUAAAAAUUUGGAAAUAAUACAUGCACCUGUAUACAUAACCAAUUUGGAAUAUGUAAGGUGCAAAGGUAGCCAGCCUAAAUUCCGUGGAUACACUUGUGGACUCUGGACACUAUUUCAUACUCUAACUGUAAAUGCUGCUCAAAAACCUGGUACAGAAAGUCCAAAAGUUUUAAAAGCUAUGCAUGGUUAUGUGAAGAACUUUUUCGGAUGCACAGAAUGUGCUGGACAUUUCCAAGCAAUGGCAGCAAGAAAUAGAAUAUUUGAUGUGAAGGAAAAUGACAAAGCGGUACUUUGGCUAUGGAUAGCACAUAAUGAAGUAAAUCUUAGGUUAGCAGGAGAUACCACUGAAGAUCCUGAGCAUCCAAAGAUCCAGUUUCCAAGUGUCGCCAGGUGUGCUGAAUGCAGACUAGCCAGAGGUGCUUGGAAUCUACCAGCUGUAUACCAGUACCUCCAAAAUGUUUACGGUGCUGCAAGCAUCCAAUCCAUGCGACGUGCAAGGUCAUCUGCAGCACCUUCGGUCCCAUUCUCCAAUUUGGACAUCGGAAUGCUAAGUCUCCUGUACAUGACAGCAUGAUAGUUUGACGUUUCGAGAAAUCCAUCGCUUCCAUUUUUAUACUCGAGUCCUGCCGUACCUAAACAUGAUGCUAGGUCUAAGCUAGAAAUAUUGUUAGUUGAUUUUUAGACGACUUUACAUUUUAUAAAAUCUCGUAAUUGGUGUCGAAGUUAAACAUAAGAUUGGUAUGUUUUGACAAAAUCAAGUGUUUAGUUUUGGAGAAAAUGAUAUCACCCAAAGAGACUGCCACAUAAAUGCACUGUUCCAAUACAAUAGAUACUGCCAUUAUGUAUGUUGUCAAUUAAUAUGUUAUUAACCCUGUUGUGUGCAUAAUUCAUUGUUCGUUAAUUCACUUUACCAUUGUUCACUUUCCCGAAAUUAACACUUGAUUAGAGUUGGGAAUGUCAUGAAGCAUAAUUUCUAGAUUAAAAUUUCGAAGUUGAUGAAAAUAUUGUUACGGAUCACUUGAAUAAAUACUGUGUAGUUGACACAAGCUUUAUAGGUGUGCGAUGAAAUAAAUAGACGAGAGGAAACCUGUGCCUCAUAUACAAUUCUAAAUAGCAAAUAGAAUAAUCGAAACAACCAACUAGGUAUAAAUGUACUGCAAUAAAAUCUCAAGCUAAUAAAUAGUCAGAUACAUUUAAAAUAUUUUUUUAAGAUUUGUAAUUGUUUAAUUAGUUUAUGACCUGGUCAAAGAUAUAUUCAACGAAUAUUGGGUCCUAAUGUAUUUAGAUGACUCUGAUUGAGAAAUAAAUAUAAUUAAUUACAUUGUUACUUUUAUUAAUAUGUGUUUUUAAUUUUAAGCACUGAAAUCCCCUGUUUAAAAGAUAUGAAUAUUUACUGAAUAUUUUCGUUUAUUUAAUUGCAUACCUAUUAAUUAGAGGAUAAAUGCUAAUUUACCUACCAACCUUCUCACAGAAUGAUGUUACAUUGUUAUCAUCACAGCUGCCUACUUACCUUAAAGUACAUAGGUAGUUACAUUGGUUAUCCUCAAAGCCAUAGGUGUUGUGUGUUUGCGCCUGUAUUUAUUAGUUAAGUACUAAUUUAUCAUAUUAUUGUAAGUCCCGUGCAAUACUAUGGUGGGUACCUACCUAUACCUAUG